Australozyma saopauloensis is the source of this 1656-nucleotide messenger RNA. Its product is annotated as sugar porter family MFS transporter. The coding region runs from base 1 to 1656 and encodes 551 amino acids. Gene Ontology annotation, cellular component: plasma membrane. Gene Ontology annotation, biological process: carbohydrate transport; transmembrane transport. The record is from RefSeq and is a predicted model, not a curated record. The transcript has a single exon. Lineage: Eukaryota; Fungi; Ascomycota; Pichiomycetes; Serinales; Metschnikowiaceae. Gene Ontology annotation, molecular function: carbohydrate:proton symporter activity.
AUGGUUAGAAAUUCUGCUGAAGACAGUACCUCGGGUACUGCAACUGUCGAUAACAAUAUGAUGGACCCCAAACAAAUCGAAGAGAAUGCUCCAGCUAUUCCCCAAAAGAAGGCCAGUGAGUAUAUCUUCAUCAGUGCACUUUGUGUCUUGGUCGCCUUCGGUGGUUUUGUUUUCGGUUUCGAUACCGGUACUAUUUCUGGUUUCGUUAACAUGAGCGAUUUCCUUCAAAGGUUCGGUCAAACGAACGCUGAAGGUGUGCACUAUUUAUCAAAGACCAGAACCGGUUUGAUCGUGUCCAUUUUUAACAUUGGAUGUGCUGUCGGUGGUAUUUUCCUUUCAAAGUGUGGUGAUGUUUGGGGAAGAAGAUCCGGUAUUGUUAUUGCUAUGGCCAUUUACGUCGUUGGUAUCAUCAUUCAAAUCGCUUCUCAAGACAAGUGGUAUCAGUACUUCAUUGGAAGACUUAUCACUGGUUUGGGUGUCGGAACUGUCUCUGUCUUGUGUCCUUUGUUCAUUGGUGAGUCUGCUCCUAAGCACUUGAGAGGUACCUUGGUCUACUGUUUCCAAUUGAUGAUCACCUUGGGUAUUUUCUUGGGUUACUGUACUACUUACGGUACCAAGAGCUACGACGACUCCAGACAAUGGAGAAUCCCUCUUGGUUUGUGUUUCGCUUGGGCCUUGCUUUUGAUUGGAGGUAUGUCUUUCAUGCCUGAGUCUCCUCGUUAUCUUGUCGAGAACAGCAAGUUUGAUGAGGCAAAGAAGUCUAUUGCAAAAUCUAACAAGUUGUCUCCUGAAAGUGAUGCCGUUUACACCGAGAUGCAACUUAUUCAAGCCGGUAUCGACAGAGAGGCAUUAGCUGGUUCUGCUAGCUGGAUUGAGCUUAUCAAGGGUAAGCCUAAGAUCUUUGAGAGAGUUAUUGUGGGUGUCGUUCUUCAAUCUCUUCAACAAUUGACCGGUAACAACUACUUUUUCUACUAUGGUACUACCAUUUUCAAGGCUGUCGGUCUUGAGGACUCUUUCCAAACCUCCAUCAUUUUGGGUGUCGUUAACUUCCUUUCUACCUUCGUUGGUAUCUGGGCUAUCGAAAGAUUGGGUAGAAGACUUUGUUUGUUGACUGGUUCCGCCUGUAUGAGUGUUUGUUUCUUGAUCUAUUCCAUUUUGGGUUCCGUGAAUUUGUACAUUAACGGUUACUCCAAUGACCCAUCAAACACUCGUAAGCCAACUGGUAACGCCAUGAUCUUCAUCACUUGUUUGUUUAUUUUCUUCUUCGCUUCCUCUUGGGCUGGUGGUGUCUACUGUAUCGUUUCUGAGACCUACCCAUUGAGAAUUAGAUCGAAGGCUAUGUCUGUUGCCACUGGUGCUAACUGGAUGUGGGGUUUCUUGAUUUCCUUCUUCACUCCAUUCAUUACUGGUGCUAUUCACUUCUACUACGGUUUUGUCUUUACCGGAUGUUUGAUUUUCUCCUUCUUCUACGUCUACUUCUUUGUUAGAGAGACCAAGGGACUUACCUUGGAAGAGGUUGAUGAGUUGUACGCAACUGACAUUCCACCCUGGAAGACCAGUGGUUGGGUUCCUCCAACUAGUGAGGACAUGGCUAACACAACUGGCUUUGCUGCCAACCUCAAGCCAUCCCACAACCACAACGAUGCAUUAGUUUAA